AUGUUAGAAGUACUAAAUAAUUACUUCUGUAUCGGUGUAAUAAAUUGUUAUCGUAUGGGAUCGAAACAUAAUCGUGUAACAAAUACUUGUCAACCGCAGUGUCGAAAUGCCGUGUUGAAUUUAUAUCAAAAUCGCUUGGGACGAUCACUUUUACGAACCGAUAUUUCAUGUAUUCCUGGUCGAUAUGAAUUAGAAUUGUGUAAUUUAAUCCCGAAAAAAUUGCCAGUUUAUUGUAAUUUGGCGAAAUUAGCCUGUGAAGCUGAUCUGAUCUGCAGUUCACGAUAUGGCGUGUUUACAUCGGAAUGCGAAAGUGAAGCAGCACAUGGUGAAUGCAGUGUACGAUGUCGUGAACUUUUAAAUGAUACAUUAAAAACUCAACAAGGAGCUGCAUUUAUCGAUUGCACCUGUACCGAUAAAGAUGAUAAACUUUGUUUACAUCUAAAAGAUGUCAUACUGAAAUCUUGCAUGAUGAACUCGCAUACAACGAUGAUAUCAGUAGAUAACAAUUCUCGAUUAGAAGAUAUAACAACACCAGUUCAAACAAAGGAGAAGAUAUAUCAUCACGAUGAUGAUACAGAUGGCAGUCGAGUUAUUAUUAUAUCACACUCUCUAUUAAUUGUCUUACUCUGUACUUUAUUAUUCUUUCGAUGGUCUGUUUCAUUUUUUUAA
Molecule: messenger RNA, 669 nt
Organism: Cercopithifilaria johnstoni
Lineage: Eukaryota; Metazoa; Nematoda; Chromadorea; Rhabditida; Onchocercidae
Source: the annotation of a GenBank genome assembly